This is a messenger RNA of Exophiala aquamarina CBS 119918, 1587 nucleotides long. RefSeq lists its product as uncharacterized. Lineage: Eukaryota; Fungi; Ascomycota; Eurotiomycetes; Chaetothyriales; Herpotrichiellaceae. Gene Ontology annotation, cellular component: nucleus. Gene Ontology annotation, biological process: regulation of DNA-templated transcription. The transcript is spliced from 3 exons. Gene Ontology annotation, molecular function: transcription cis-regulatory region binding; DNA-binding transcription factor activity, RNA polymerase II-specific. The record is from RefSeq and is a predicted model, not a curated record. Bases 1 to 1587 code for a protein of 528 amino acids.
AUGGCUGCCAACAGUCCAGACGCAACUGAGCCUGAUCAGUUCCACGGCCAUCUAUGUACACAAUAUUCCUUUCAGCUCCUCCCACCUGCUACCCCGGCAUCGGACUCCGCGUCUCUGAAUAAGGGCAGGCGACGACGAACAAGCCCUAAAGAUAAUGCCAUCCUUGCAGCUGCCUACCAGAAGAAUUCCAAACCAGACAAGGCUGAACGAGCUUUGAUCGUCAGUCAAGUUGAUCUAGGCGAGAAAGAAGUACAAAUCUGGUUCCAGAACAGGCGCCAGAAUGAUCGUCGCAAGUCAAAGCCCUUGCAACCUCACGAACUCGUCGCACAUCUGCGCACUCAUUCCUCAAGUCCCAACCUGCAUUAUUUGCCUUCAUCGUCCCCAAGGGAUGCACUGUCUAGUCAACAAAUAGGCACAGUUCAAUCGCUCGCUCCAGUUGAGACUCCAAACCGUCCUGCUUCUCGAGCCUCGAGCAUCCACGGCCUACUCAACCCUUCUUCGUCAGCGGAAACGGUUGCCAGCACUGACUCCUCGCAAGUAGCAGGUGCUCCGCUGACACCACCUUCAACCUUUGAGGGCGAGGUCAAGGUAGCUACGUCACUUGGGAUCAAGGAGGGAGUAGUUGAGUCCGAUGGCAAUGAAAGUACGAGUGAGCAGAGCAGUGCGAGAAAGAGAGGUCAUGAUGAGAUGUCUGGAAUGAAGGACAGUGCCCCCGCCACUUCGGUCAGUGAAUUGGCUCGGGAGGAGCCCCGAGCAAAGGAGCCCCUUGCCCGCACCUCGAGCAUGGUUCGGUUGGCCAUGACUGUUGACGGGGCUGUCAAAAUCCGAACCGACAAUGAACCGACACCCUCGCCAGAAAAGGCACGAGUACCACCGCCCCCCACGUCCCAAGCACCAAUGAGAGCAAAUCUCUCUCGAAGCCAAAGUGCUACGACUGAUGCUGAAGCCUUUCGUCAAUCCGCACAAGGACAAUCGAAAGCCGUCAGUGCAGGAUUUGGUCGUUCUCGUGAUUCUAGAACCUGGGAGUUCUACUGUGACAGUACUGCUAAAGACGCUUUGUCAAUUCAAGCAGAGGCGGAAAAUGCUGGAUCUGCUGUUAGUGCUAUCAACCUUGUGAGGUCAAAUAGCUUUAAAUCGCGUACCCAAGCAUUGAGCCCUGCUUUGUCCAAGAGUAAUGUGCGCACUGCACUGGCUUCGAAGAAUGGCAAGUCAAAAUUGUCAAGAACAAAAUCCUCGAUGGGACGUCUGCAAGGAUUUGACAGUGGAUUGGAAAACCAAGCUGGUGGGUCCAGAUCUCAUCAUGUUCGAUCACCAUCUGGAGAUUCAGACAAGGAGAAUUGGGCGCCAGGAACUCGAGCUUCUAUUAAUCCCCUGCGACGAACCGAACCGAGCAUCAAUGCCCGUUCAGUUCUUCAAGCGAACGAAAGUGUGAUCUUCCGUGAUGCAACCCCGGUUAACCAACUAUCACACCUGCGCGGCAAACGGGCCGGAAGCGCUCAACCCUCACCAAGCAAAGAGAAGGCCAAGGGUGAGGAAUUUGAUUGCGUUCAAGGUUUGCUCUCCCUCAGCCAAGGAGCAUGGAGAUGA